Toxoplasma gondii ME49 is the source of this 427-nucleotide messenger RNA. RefSeq lists its product as hypothetical. The transcript has 4 exons. The record is from RefSeq and is a predicted model, not a curated record. NCBI's taxonomy places the organism in Eukaryota, Apicomplexa, Conoidasida, Eucoccidiorida, Sarcocystidae. The coding region runs from base 47 to 313 and encodes 88 amino acids.
AAAGCGGGGAUUCUCCCCUGUUAAGCUCACUCUGGCCCCAGACGCGAUGUUAGCCUUCUGCGUCAAAUUCGGCAAAGUCUUGCCACUCAUGUACAGGACUGCGAGGACUGACGACCCGUCAGACGCGGGCAGAUAUUCGACGAAAUGUUUAAACGAAAAUUAUCAGAGGUCAAGUUUAUGUCCACCGCCUUACACGAGAAAAACGGAACGAUCAAAGACUUGGACAGACUCGACAGAUGCAAGCGAAGAAUGCCACGAAUGCGACGAUACAUUAAGUCCCGUCCCCAAAGACUUGAAAAGAACAACACGCUGACGACUAAUCCUUCUUCUUUGACACUCUGUACUGGCCAAUAACGACAGCAUGAUCUCUAUGUUUAUCCACUUCGGCGGCGAAGACGGCCUCAGGCUUUGCAGUGGAAUCUACACA